GGUCAAGAGAGGAAACUCGCUUACUUCUUGGAUAAGUAGGCAUUUUUGGUAGCUUAUUCGACCCACAAUCCCAAUUGCCGCUAGGGUUUCUUUGGUUGGUCUCGCAGUUCUCGAUUCGUUACCUUCUUGAAGCCAUGCCUCGCCGUAGCUCUGGAGGAAGACCUGCUCCUCGGGCUGCUCCACGGCCUGCUCCACGGCCUACUCCUGUGAGGAAUCCCCCUCAACCAGCUGUAAAUCAUGCUCCUCCUCCAGCUCAUGUCCAGGGUGGUGGAUCCAUGCUUGGAGGGAUUGGCUCCACAAUUGCUCAAGGCAUGGCUUUCGGCACGGGUAGUGCCGUUGCUCAUCGGGCGGUGGAUGCUGUUCUUGGGCCCCGAACUAUUCAGCAUGAAACUCUAGCUUCUCAAGUUCCUGAAGCUGCUUCUGUUCCAAUGGCAAAUAUCAGUGGUGCUGAUGCUUGCAGUGUUCAUUCAAAGGCCUUCCAGGAUUGCAUCAACAACUAUGGGACCGAUAUCAGCAAGUGCCAGUUCUACUUGGACAUGUUGUCUGAAUGCCGCCGAUCCUCUGCUUCUGGACUACUGAAUGCUUGAGAUCUACAUAUUUUUUACUAAUAUUUUGCUUCUGGACUGCAUGAGAUAUAAUCAUUAUUCGUAUUAUGCGUCUUAAAUUCUAUUAUCUUCUCUGAAACAACUCUCAAUUUGCUUUCCAUGUUCCAACUUUGUGCCCCUUUUGUGGACAUCUGAGCACAACUGCUGCAGUCAUGUAGACCAUAAAUACUUAAAAACAAUGUGUUUUGUUGAACUAAACCUGAGUGGUAAAUCUCUGUUAGACGCAUCUGAUUA
Dendrobium catenatum is the source of this 839-nucleotide messenger RNA. RefSeq lists its product as uncharacterized. The record is from RefSeq and is a predicted model, not a curated record. Lineage: Eukaryota; Viridiplantae; Streptophyta; Magnoliopsida; Asparagales; Orchidaceae. Bases 135 to 587 code for a protein of 150 amino acids. The transcript has 5 exons. Gene Ontology annotation, cellular component: nucleus; mitochondrion. Gene Ontology annotation, biological process: mitochondrion organization.